Molecule: messenger RNA, 852 nt
Organism: Fusarium oxysporum Fo47
Lineage: Eukaryota; Fungi; Ascomycota; Sordariomycetes; Hypocreales; Nectriaceae
Product: single-stranded DNA-binding protein
Exons: 2
Coding region: 175-564 (129 amino acids)
Biological process (GO): positive regulation of helicase activity; mitochondrial DNA replication
Cellular component (GO): mitochondrial nucleoid
Molecular function (GO): single-stranded DNA binding
Source: RefSeq, a predicted model, not a curated record
CUCAGCUUGCCCACCCUACCGCGUGUCAGGGUUUCGAAACAAACCAUCCUGACGCGACAAGCACACCAAAGCUCAGUCCUCCAGUAUCCACCUUAUCAACACCACCCAUACCCUCGCCGCCUCGAUUUCCAGCUUCAGCUCUUCACCAACAACGUAUCACACAAGCAAGCAAACAUGUCUUUCUCCUCCGUCUUCCGCCGCGCCGCUGUCGCCCCGGCCUCUGCUGCCCGGGCCUUCAGCACCACCACCCCUCGACCUCUGGCCAAAAUCACCAUCAUCGGUAAUCUCGCCGACACCCCCGAGGUUCACUCCACCAGCACUGGUCGCGAGAUCCUCCGCUACGCUGUCGCCAGCAACAGCGGCCCCCGAGACAACCGCAAGACCAGUUGGUUCCGAGUCACUAGCUUCGCCGAGGGCCCUCAGCGCGACUACCUCAUGAACCUUCCUAAAGGUGCCAGCGUCUACGUCGAGGGUGAUGCCUCCUUGAGCAACUACACCGACUCCAACGGCCAGAACCGAAGCAGCUUCAAUAUUGUCCAGCGUAUGAUGUUUACUCCUCCCUAGAUACUAUCCACCACAGCUAACCCUUCUUGAGGCAACCUCGAGGUUCUCCGACGUCCCCAGGCUCCUGAGCAGGGCGAGUAAGAAGCAAAUAUCAAUCGAACUCCUUCUUGAGACAUGGUCGCAAAUAAAUCGCCUGGCCGUAGUCUUCUCCCUACUUGUUCUCCUCUCUCACCAUGACCGGUUUCUUUUAUUGGAUGUUAAUGUAUGGAUGUAAUGUACGAUGAGCGUUGUGCACAACCUUAGGAGGAUCUGUAUGAUACCAUGAUGCAAUAAACUUUGUUGAUCACG